AACUUUAACAAUGACGCCACAAGAAGAAAUCCAAAAUUUAAGUACACUUCUUGCAAAAACUGUUCAAAAAAUUUCUGCACUUAAAGCUAAAUAUAAAAACCCUUUUGGACUUCUGAUAAUUUCUAAACCAAAAGUAUCAAAGGAUAAAAAACAAACAAAAAUUUCAUUAAGCAAAGUUUUUUCCUUAAAUGAAUCCGAAAUUUCUGAAGUAAAAAAAAUGGCAGGGAUUAUUUUAGAUAACUAUAGAAUUUUACGCGAUACAACAAUUUCUAGAGUUAAACCAACACUUGUUAAUAACUGGAUCGAUAUGUUAAAAAAAGAAUAUUCAAAAUAUUUUGGUGAAAAUAACUGGGCCUAUUACGAAGCUAUAAAGCAAGUUAUGCAAGAUAGAA
Messenger RNA from Dentiscutata erythropus, 392 nucleotides. NCBI's taxonomy places the organism in Eukaryota, Fungi, Glomeromycota, Glomeromycetes, Diversisporales, Gigasporaceae. The record is from the annotation of a GenBank genome assembly.